GCAUUACACAUUCCUCCGCGCGCCGGAAGCGCGCCUUCCACCUUGCGGGAGAGCUUCUCCCUCGCCUUUCCUCCAGGAGAGGUCGUGGAGCCUUCAGAGGCCACGCAGCCGGUGGACGGAGGGCGCAGGACUUUGUCGUGGAAGUCGAGGAAAGGCCACGCCGCGCUGUCCUGAAAGGGAGCAAGGAGAAAGGGCCGGACUAGAAGUCGCGGCGGCGGGAUUCUGAUUCCUGCGGCGCGGACGGAUUUGGCAGUACGUUGACUUCCGGAAGCGUCCUGGCCCUGAGAGGAAAAGCCCUGAAGGAAACAAUAACAAACGGCCGGAGGAAGCGCUUCUGGGCGUUCUGUGAGGCACGGGUCUCUCCGGAGAAGAUGCUCUGCGGCCCCUGUGAGGGGACGUGAGAGGGCUUGGCGGCCGUCACCCCGCCUCCCCCGCUUGUGCACCUCAGGGGCCCCUGACUGCGGCCAUGGCGGGCGUGGGCCCGGGGGGCUACGCGGCGGAGUUCGUGCCGCCACCCGAGUGCCCGGUCUUCGAGCCCAGCUGGGAGGAGUUCUCAGACCCUCUCAGUUUUAUCGGCCGCAUCCGGCCUUUGGCUGAGAAAACUGGCAUCUGCAAAAUCCGUCCCCCCAAGGAUUGGCAACCUCCAUUUGCAUGUGAAGUAAAAACUUUCCGAUUCACUCCCAGAGUGCAGCGCCUGAAUGAACUUGAGGCAAUGACUAGAGUGAGAUUGGACUUCUUGGAUCAACUGGCAAAGUUUUGGGAGCUUCAAGGAUCUACAUUGAAGAUUCCUGUGGUGGAGAGAAAAAUCCUGGAUUUGUAUGCUUUAAGCAAGAUUGUUGCCAGCAAAGGAGGUUUUGAAAUAGUCACCAAAGAGAAGAAAUGGUCUAAAGUAGGUAGCCGCUUGGGAUAUCUGCCAGGAAAAGGAACUGGUUCUCUUUUGAAGUCACACUAUGAAAGAAUUCUCUACCCAUAUGAGCUUUUCCAGUCUGGUGUCAGCCUUAUGGGUGUACAAAUGCCUGACUUAGAUAUUAAAGAAAAAGUUGAGGCUGAGGUUCUCAGCACUGAUAUCCAGCCUUUACCAGACAGGGGAACAAGAAUGAAUAUCCCGCCAAAGAGAACAAGACGUGUCAAGUCUCAGUCAGACUCUGGAGAAGUAAACAGGAACACGGAACUAAAGAAACUUCAGAUUUUUGGAGCUGGACCCAAAGUUGUGGGCCUGGCAGUAGGAGCAAAGCAUAAAGAAGAUGAGGUCACCCGAAGACGAAAAGUUACCAACAAGUCAGACGCAUUUAACAUGCAAAUGAGACAACGGAAAGGAACUCUCUCUGUUAACUUUGUUGAUCUCUAUGUUUGUAUGUUUUGUGGUCGGGGAAACAAUGAGGACAAAUUGCUUUUGUGUGACGGAUGUGAUGAUAGCUAUCAUACGUUUUGUCUACUUCCACCACUACCUGACGUGCCCAAGGGAGACUGGAGGUGUCCUAAAUGUGUUGCUGAGGAAUGUAACAAACCUCGAGAAGCCUUUGGAUUUGAGCAAGCUAUAAGAGAAUAUACACUUCAAAGCUUUGGCGAGAUGGCAGAUAAUUUUAAAUCUGAUUAUUUCAAUAUGCCAGUCCAUAUGGUUCCUACAGAACUAGUAGAAAAGGAAUUCUGGAGGCUAGUAAGUAGUAUUGAAGAAGAUGUUAUUGUAGAGUAUGGAGCUGAUAUUUCUUCAAAAGAUUUUGGAAGUGGAUUUCCUGUAAAAGAUGGUCAGAGAAAAAUGUUGCCAGAAGAAGAGGAAUAUGCCCUUUCUGGUUGGAAUUUGAAUAACAUGCCUGUUCUGGAGCAGUCUGUUCUUGCACAUAUUAAUGUGGACAUUUCUGGUAUGAAGGUGCCAUGGCUGUAUGUGGGGAUGUGUUUUUCUUCUUUUUGCUGGCAUAUUGAAGAUCACUGGAGUUAUUCCAUUAACUACUUACAUUGGGGCGAGCCAAAGACAUGGUAUGGUGUGCCAUCUCAUGCUGCAGAACAACUGGAGGAGGUGAUGAGGGAGAUGGCCCCUGAGUUAUUUGAAUCACAGCCUGAUCUCCUACAUCAGUUAGUAACCAUCAUGAACCCAAACGUGCUCAUGGAGCAUGGUGUGCCUGUGUACAGGACUAAUCAGUGUGCUGGAGAGUUUGUUGUGACGUUUCCUCGUGCCUAUCACUCUGGAUUUAACCAGGGAUACAACUUUGCUGAAGCUGUGAACUUCUGUACUGCUGACUGGUUGCCCAUUGGACGUCAGUGUGUAAAUCACUACCGACGGCUGAGGCGCCAUUGUGUCUUUUCACACGAGGAACUCAUUUUCAAGAUGGCAGCUGAUCCAGAAUGCUUAGAUGUAGGGCUGGCUGCCAUGGUUUGCAAAGAGUUGACUCUCAUGACUGAAGAAGAAACAAAAUUAAGGGAAUCAGUUGUACAAAUGGGUGUGGUGAUGUCAGAAGAAGAGGUUUUUGAACUUGUUCCUGAUGAUGAGCGACAGUGUUCAGCAUGCAGAACCACAUGUUUUCUCUCAGCUCUCACCUGCUCCUGUAAUCCAGAGAGACUUGUAUGUCUGUACCAUCCAGCUGAUUUGUGUUCCUGUCCCAUGCAGAACAAAUGUCUUAGGUACCGCUAUCCACUAGAAGACCUCCCUUCUCUACUUUAUGGUGUAAAAGUGAGGGCACAGUCCUAUGACACUUGGGUCAAUCGUGUUACAGAAGCAUUAUCAGCUAGCUUCAACCAUAAGAAAGAUUUGAUUGAAUUGAAAGUAAUGCUGGAAGAUGCUGAGGACAGGAAAUACCCAGAGAAUGAUCUCUUUCGAAAGCUCAGGGAUGCAGUGAAAGAAGCUGAGACCUGUGGUUCUGUGGCUCAGUUGCUUCUGAGCAAAAAGCAAAAACACAGGCAGAGCUCAGAUAGUGGGAAGACUCGGACCAAACUGACAGUAGAAGAAUUGAAGGCCUUUGUCCAGCAACUUUUUAGUCUUCCGUGUGUCAUCAGCCAAACUCGACAAGUAAAGAAUUUGCUGGAUGAUGUAGAAGAAUUUCAUGAACGUGCCCAGGAGGCCAUGAUGGAUGAAACCCCAGAUUCUUCCAAACUCCAGAUGUUGAUAGACAUGGGCUCUAGUCUCUAUGUAGAACUACCUGAAUUGCCUCGACUAAAGCAAGAGCUACAGCAGGCUCGGUGGCUGGAUGAAGUAAGACUAACCUUGUCAGAUCCACAGCAAGUCACUUUGGAUGUCAUGAAGAAACUGAUUGACUCUGGGGUAGGAUUGGCACCUCACCAUGCUGUGGAAAAAGCAAUGGCUGAACUGCAGGAGCUCCUCACAGUCUCUGAACGAUGGGAAGAGAAGGCUAAGGUCUGCCUACAAGCAAGACCUCGACACAGUAUGGCAAAUUUAGAAAAUAUUGUGAAUGAAGCCAAGAACAUUCCAGCCUUUCUACCCAAUGUGUUGUCCUUAAAAGAAGCCUUACAAAAGGCUCGUGAAUGGACAGCUAAAGUGGAAGCUAUUCAGAGUGGCAGCAACUAUGCUUACUUAGAGCAGCUUGAGAACUUGUCUGCUAAAGGACGCCCUAUCCCUGUGCGUCUUGAUGCUUUGCCUCAAGUGGAGUCACAGGUGGCAGCAGCACGGGCCUGGAGAGAACGGACUGGGCGAACCUUCCUUAAGAAGAAUUCUAGCCAUACAUUGUUACAGGUGCUAAGUCCCCGAACUGACAUUGGUGUAUAUGGGAGUGGUAAAAACAGGAGGAAAAAAGCAAAAGAAAUAAUAGAAAAAGAAAAGGAGAAGGACCUAGACCUUGAGCCUUUGAGUGACUUAGAGGAAGGAUUGGAGGAGACCAGAGAUACAGCCAUGGUGGUGGCAGUUUUCAAAGAACGAGAGCAAAAAGAGAUUGAGGCCAUGCAUUCCCUCAGAGCAGCCAACCUAGCCAAGAUGACAAUUGUGGACCGCAUAGAAGAAGUAAAAUUUUGUAUUUGCCGGAAGACAGCCAGUGGGUUUAUGCUACAGUGUGAACUCUGCAAAGACUGGUUCCAUAAUAGUUGUGUUCCCCUUCCUAAAUCAAGUUCCCAGAAAAAGGGAUCCAGCUGGCAGGCUAAAGAUGUAAAAUUCCUUUGCCCUCUUUGCAUGAGAUCGCGAAGGCCCAGGCUAGAGACUAUUCUGUCAUUGCUGGUAUCCCUUCAGAAGUUGCCUGUACGGUUGCCUGAAGGAGAGGCACUUCAGUGUUUGACAGAACGUGCCAUGAGUUGGCAAGAUAGAGCACGGCAAGCUUUAGCCACAGAUGAACUGUCCUCUGCCCUGGCCAAACUCUCUGUGUUAAGUCAACGUAUGGUGGAACAAGCAGCUCGAGAAAAAACUGAAAAGAUUAUCAGUGCAGAACUCCAAAAAGCAGCUGCUAAUCCAGACUUACAGGGACAUUUACCUAGUUUCCAGCAAUCUGCUUUCAACCGGGUGGCAAGCAGUGUGUCAUCUUCUCCCCGCCAAACACUGGACUAUGAUGACGAGGAAACAGAUUCUGAUGAAGAUAUUCGAGAGACAUAUGGCUAUGACAUGAAGGAUACAGCCAGUGUGAAGUCCUCCAGUAGUCUAGAACCCAAUCUCUUUUGUGAUGAAGAAAUUCCCAUCAAGUCUGAGGAAGUAGUGACUCACAUGUGGACGGCACCUUCAUUCUGUGCAGAGCAUGCAUAUUCUUCUGCUUCUAAGAGUUGUUCUCAAGGUUCUAGCACACCAAGAAAGCAGCCUCGGAAGAGCCCUUUGGUUCCCCGAAGUUUGGAGCCUCCAGUAUUGGAGCUGUCUCCUGGAGCAAAAGCCCAGUUGGAAGAACUCAUGAUGGUUGGAGACCUCCUAGAAGUGUCUCUGGAUGAAACACAACACAUAUGGCGGAUUCUGCAGGCCACACAUCCACCCUCAGAGGACAGAUUCUUACAUAUCAUGGAGGAUGAUAGCAUGGAAGAGAAACCACUAAAAAUGAAGGGAAAGGAUUCUUCAGAGAAGAAACGGAAACGGAAACUAGAGAAGGUGGAACAGUUUUUUGGAGAAGGAAAACAGAAAACCAAGGAGCUAAAGAAAAUAGAUAAACCUAAAAAGAAGAAAUUAAAAUUAAAUGUGGAGAAAUCAAAAGAGCUGAAUAAAUUGGCCAAGAAGCUAGCAAAAGAAGAAGAGAGAAAGAAAAAGAAAGAAAAGGCUGCUGCAGCCAAAGUUGAGCCUGUGAAAGAGAGUACUGAGAAGAAAAGAGAGAAAAAAGUGCUGGAUAUCCCCUCAAAGUAUGACUGGUCAGGAGCAGAGGAAUCCGAUGAUGAGAAUGCCGUGUGCGCAGCACAGAACUGCCAAAGGCCGUGUAAGGACAAGGUAGACUGGGUGCAAUGUGAUGGUGGCUGUGAUGAGUGGUUUCAUCAAGUUUGUGUUGGUGUAUCACCAGAAAUGGCUGAAAAUGAAGAUUACAUCUGUAUAAACUGUGCAAAGAAGCAGGGGCCAGAUAGCCCAGGCCAAGCACCACCUCCUCCCUUCAUAAUGAGCUACAAACUACCAAUGGAGGAUCUUAAAGAGACCAGUUAGCAGAUGCUUGGUUAGCUUGCAACAUGGGGGAAAGUGAACUACAUUGAGACCUUACUCAUCAAGCAGAGUGGUUCUGACCACUCGGAAUGUUGUUUCCAAAGAUGAAUGGACUUCAGAGAAAGUCCUCCUCUGGCUUCCUCUGUGCAUGGAUUGUGUGGGCUACAUUCUCAAUCAUCUGUGCAGAGGAUGUCUUCUUUGGUACAGCAGCCAGUAUUUCAGCUCUUGACUCCUUUGAGUAUGGGUUGCUGCAUUAAGGCCAGGUUCUUGAUGGAACUCUUGGAAGGCUGUUUGGCAUUAACACCUUGAUAUGCUUGUUGGGCAUAUAAGAUGUGGCUUGUGACCAAUUGAAACUAGUUGUAGAAGGUUACAACCUAGAGGUGGUUCCCUGAUUGUCAUAAUUACUGGCAUUUAUGCUCUGCUAAUCCAGUUAGGAAGAGCAGGCCCAGGUUAUCCCUUUUAGAAGUCUCGGGGUGGCAGUGCAGUCUGUAGACGUCAGCUGCUUGUGCUUAUUAUACCAGUAAGAAAUUCCUCCAAAAGAGCCCCUCACUUUCCUCAGGAGGAUGUCAGCAGGCUAGAAAAUCUGCCUAUACUGGAUUCUAGGAAGAAGGUUUUUUCAUAUUUCAAGGCAAGUAGCCCAUUGGUUUGAGAAGUUUGACUGGGUCUGUUUUAGAGGAGAGGUACAUGGAUCCAGGUUCCUGGAAGGAGUAGGGAUGACUAAUGAGAACCUUUUACUGAGCCUCAGUGAUGCAUGCUUAUCUGGGAAACCCUCAUUCACAAGUAUUCCAGACUCCACCAUGCUUCAGGCAUGGCCAUAAGCAAGACUGGCAAAUAACAGCUUUUGCCUUGCAGCCCUAACCCUAAUGCCUGUAGUUUCCAACAUGGCCCCAGAAGAUGUUAAUAACACCAUGGCUUCAUCAGAGGAUGUGGGGUUAUAGAUCUUCUGGGUGUGAAGCUGUUUUAGUAAAUCCGUUUUUAAAAAGAAAGAAAGACUUGUUUUUACUUUUUUCUAAAUGUCUCUGACUACUGACUGUUCUAUAGAUUAUUUUUCCUUUUUUAAUAUACAUAUAUGAAUAUAGAUAUAUAUAUAUAUAUAUUUACUGUUACCAGCAGCGUAUGACAAAGUUUGAGCAUCAAAAAUCCACUUGGGAGCUUGCAUUCUCUUUCUGCUUUUUGAUAAAGAAAUCCCAUUCCUUCCUUGUAGUACAAGGAGUUAGCACUCCCUUCUCCAUUUUCACCUCAACAUAUCUUCCACUUUUCUUGUAUUCAAAUAGAUAAUAUAUUUCCUCCGUGUUGGGACUUGUCCCUGUCUGUUGGGCAGCUUGGUCUUACCUAGUCAGUGCUGAAUGUUUUGUAUGUUUGAAACUAUGGUGCUGUGUCCUCUCCCCUGUUGUGUUCUGUGUUCUUAUAAAGGUGUUAGGUGUACUCUGUAAACUCCUACUAGAAGAGGACUAAUAUAUUUUAAAGGACAAAAAAUGUUUUCUAAAAAUAUUUAUCUUCACUAUCCUGUGUUCUUUAUUUUGGUUUAAAAAUCUGAAGUUUGACUUAAACUCAUCAGUUGUCUUUUUAAAGGGGGCAUUGAGCAAACCUAGAAAGUUUCUAGUCUCUGCUCCCCUUUGCCCCAGUCUCUUAAGGAAAUGUCUUCUAGUAACUAGAAGUGAGAUGUACUGUCCAGUUACAGACUGUGUGGGUAUGAGGGUUACCUCAAAAGGCAUCUUAAGGGAAAAGGUCUUCUUACAAAACGCCUUCUCCCAAGUGCUAACCAGGCUUGACCCUGCUUAGCAUCCGAGGUCAGAUGAGACAUACACAUGCAGGUGGUACGGCUGUAGGUACAACAUCCAGUUUCUGGUUUAUACUACCUACUUUUUGGUCUCUUCGCUUAUUAGAUAACAUUUGAAUAUCUUAACCAGUUAUGUGGUUUGAAUGUGUGCUGUGUUUGUGUCUUGAAUUUCCAUCUCCAUGUAGGUGUAAGUAGCGGUUACAUGUUAAUUAAGUAAUUAGUUAAUUUUGCACAUUUUUAUUUGGCCAAACUAUGAAGAUUAUCACUUAAGAAUUUUAUUUGGUUGUUGUUAUAAUGAAAAAAAAAGCACAAUUUUUUUUUAACAUUUUUGUCUUUGUAAAAGACUUGAAAUACUUGUGGUUUAAAAAUUGAGUGUUCUCCCACCCUUCAGAAAUUUAAAAUGUAAGUGAUGGAAUUCCAGAAUGCACUUAAAUAAUUUGAUUUUCCUUCCAAUAUCAACAGAACAGGGUCAUGAGGAUGCUGAAAGGUGACUGUUUGGGGAAUGAUUUGUGUACCUUGUACAAUGUUUGUCCAUUGGAGACCUCAGAAAUAGGCAGUCUGUACCUGUGACCAGCUGCCUGUCAUCUUCUAAUAUUUUGAAACUUUUAAAUAUAUAAUUUAAUUGAUUCAUAGACUCUUUCUGUACUUAUUGAGGAAUUUGGUUUGUCUUAACCAUAGAUUUAUACCAAAACUCAAAAGAACACAAGAGAGGGGCUAGAAAAAUGUCUCAACAGUUAAAAACACUGGCUGCUCUUCCAGAAGACCCAGGUUCAAAUCUCAACACUACAUGGUGGCCCACAACCAUCAGCAGCUCUAGUUCUAGGGCAUCCUAUCCUCUUCUGGCCUCCAAGAGCACUGCACAUUUGUGGUGCAUAGAAAUAUAUCAAGAAAAUAGACACAUAAACUAGAAGUAAUUAAGAUAUAGAAAAACAAUUCUUCUAAGGAUAUAAGAGAAAAAAGUAGCACUCUACCCACAAAUUAAAAAAAAAACCUAUAGUUUGUGUGUUAAUGAAAUAAGAGUCAUCUAUUUAAGGAAAAGUAGAUGUUCUAAUGUAAAACAUUGUUUCAUGAAAAUUACAACUAACUCCAUUCUUCUGUAUUGUUUACAUUUUGUAUUAAAACUUGAUUUAUGUUUUUCUGUCUCCUCAGAGUUGCAGUUCUUCUUUACUAAUGUUUUAACUUAAGCUUACUUAAGCAUUUGAUAUUUUUUAAAACUUUUUGCACUGCCUUUAUUAAGAUAUUUUGACAAGUCAAAUGAAUGCAAAAAGUUGAAAUCUGCAGAGUGUGGUGGUAUACACACUAAUCCCAGUACUUGGGAGGCAGAGGCAGGAGUUCAAGGCCAUCCUUGUCUACACAGCAAGUUCCACACUAGCCAGGGCUACAUAGUAAGACCCUGUCUCAAAAAAUAGUAGUAGUAGUAGCAGCAGCAGCAGCAAGUCAUUAGAACUCUAUCCAGUCCCCACAUUCAGAAGUACAAGGUAGCAAUAGUUACUAGUCCCUAGUUAGGGGAAGAGGCGUCGUCAUCCUCUCACAAAUGUUAUUUCAUCUUUGGUGUUCCUGCAGAAGCCAUGUGGAGAUGGAGAGGUGUGGCUCCCUCAGUAAGCUGCUGUAAACCAGCAUGUUCUGUCUGACUCUUGACUUGUCCUCAGUGAGAUAUGAAUUACUGCAUGCCACACUUCAAAGAGCUGGAAGGCAAACAUUAAAUCUGUGAUUGCCCAUGAUACAGCUAGAUCCUUUAGUUAGCUUUUCUUCCAUCACUGCUUUUGUCCUCAAGGGUCCACAAAAUGUCAAUUUUUUUUAGUUUGCUGGAUGCAGUUCGUGUAAAGAAACUGCUUGUCAGCUGGGUAUGAUGGCACACACCUUUAAUCCUGGCACUGGGAGACAGGCAGGCUGUUUUAAUAGUGUGUUCCAGGUCAGCCAGAGCUGCAUAAUAGGGAGAAACUGUCUCGAAAGUAAGAAAAACUGUUAGUGAUUUAAUUCUGUAGUAUGUUUAUGUGUCAGCCAGUAAAGUAUUUUGAAAAGGGGAAGUUAAAUCCACCUUUCAAAAAGUUAGGACAGUCAGUCUACUUGCAAGAGAAAGCAACAAUUUGAGGUGAAUUUUGAAAAUUGUGGAAAUUUUAAACUGUUGAUACCCAAUAUAACCCUAAGACCAAGUCCAAUAAAGUUUCACAUGUGAAUUAUC
This is a messenger RNA of Mesocricetus auratus (golden hamster), 9498 nucleotides long. It is a transcript of the gene Kdm5a, whose product is annotated as lysine demethylase 5A. Gene Ontology annotation, biological process: chromatin remodeling. The transcript is spliced from 28 exons. Gene Ontology annotation, cellular component: nucleus. The record is from RefSeq and is a predicted model, not a curated record. Gene Ontology annotation, molecular function: histone demethylase activity; DNA binding. Lineage: Eukaryota; Metazoa; Chordata; Mammalia; Rodentia; Cricetidae. The coding region runs from base 467 to 5539 and encodes 1690 amino acids.